GAGGUAUACUAGAGAUAACCGCGUAGAGCUGCGUGGAUUCGUACGAAGACAUUUCGGGUGCAGAGAACUGUACAACGAUGACCCGACUAAGCGAGGCUAGGCGUCUUGGUAUGGCAAACAUUUUCGAUGGAGUAGAGCAAAAUGAACUUGCCGAAGCGUUGUCGUCGUACUUAGAGCAACAACUUGUGGAGGAGAUACACAGUGCGCUUCCUCGGCGGCGGUGCGCCAUGCCGGACAUUUUUGACGGAAUUUCUGGAGAGGAAGUGCGUGAGAUAUGUCAACCUGCUGAUGAGGUGUCGAGUGGGUUGAUGACGUGUUUGGGUGAUGUUGGUGUCGAGUUUGAUGUCGCUAGAGUGCUGAGGACGCGUCGAGGCGCUGUGUCUGAUGUUUUGGAAAAUGUUACUGAAAUGGAGCAUGGAAAUUUGAAACGUAUGAAGGGGUCUGCUCUUAGCCGAUGUCUUGAGCGCAGCGAGAGCGUUAUUAACUACAGCUACGGCCGGCGUGGGGCCAUUUCUGACAUUUAA
This is a messenger RNA of Mya arenaria, 524 nucleotides long. RefSeq lists its product as uncharacterized. Lineage: Eukaryota; Metazoa; Mollusca; Bivalvia; Myida; Myidae. Bases 78 to 524 code for a protein of 148 amino acids. The transcript has 2 exons. The record is from RefSeq and is a predicted model, not a curated record.